Molecule: messenger RNA, 8671 nt
Organism: Passer domesticus (house sparrow)
Lineage: Eukaryota; Metazoa; Chordata; Aves; Passeriformes; Passeridae
Gene: SSH2
Product: slingshot protein phosphatase 2
Exons: 16
Coding region: 328-4425 (1365 amino acids)
Biological process (GO): negative regulation of actin filament polymerization; protein dephosphorylation; actin cytoskeleton organization
Cellular component (GO): cytoplasm
Molecular function (GO): protein tyrosine/serine/threonine phosphatase activity; actin binding
Source: RefSeq, a predicted model, not a curated record
CGGCCGGCCCGGCCCCGCCGCGCCUCAGUCGGCGAGAGGCCGCGGGCGCGCGCGGAGCUGCAGCCGCUGCCGCCCCCUGCGGCCGCCGCGCCGCCUCCCCUCUGCUCCCCUCCCCUGUCCCCGCCAUGGAGUGAGGCCCCCGCCGGACGGCCGGACGGGGGGGCCCCGCCGCGCCUCGAUGGCUCUGGUCACGGUGCAGCGCUCGCCUACCCCCAGCGCCACUUCCAGCCCCUGCGCCUCGUAUAGUGUAUGGACAGCGCCAUGGGUUAGGGAACACUUCAGCUUCAUCUUCAGAGACUUUUCGUAUGUAGCCUUCUGCUGAAGUCAAUGGGUGUGGAGGAGGCAGACAGCGGGGAAGAAGAAUGCCGGUCCCAGCCCAGAAGCAUCAGCGAAAGCUUCCUCACUGUGAAAGGUGCAGCUCUCUUCCUGCCACGAGGAAAUGGCUCAUCCACUCCCAGGAUCAGUCACAGGCGCAACAAACAUGCAGGGGAUCUCCAGCAGCACCUGCAGGCCAUGUUCAUCCUGCUCCGCCCAGAAGACAACAUCAGACUGGCUGUAAGACUGGAAAGUACCUACCAGAACCGCACUAGAUACAUGGUGGUGGUGUCCACCAAUGGCAGACAGGACACGGAGGAGAGCAUCGUCCUAGGAAUGGAUUUCUCUUCCAAUGACAGUAGCACUUGUACAAUGGGCUUGGUGCUGCCUCUCUGGAGUGACACCUUGAUCCACCUGGAUGGGGAUGGAGGGUUCAGCGUAUCAACAGAUAACAGGGUGCACAUAUUCAAGCCCGUGUCUGUACAGGCAAUGUGGUCUGCUCUGCAGAGUUUGCAUAAGGCUUGUGAAGUGGCACGGAGCAACAAUUACUAUCCAGGGAGCCUCUUCCUCACGUGGGUCAGUUACUAUGAGAGCCACAUCAACUCUGACCAGUCGUCAGUCAACGAGUGGAAUGCCAUGCAAGAUGUGCAGUCCCACCGGCCCGACUCGCCCGCCCUCUUCACAGAUGUCCCAACUGAGCGGGAACGCACGGAACGGCUGAUUAAGACCAAAUUAAGGGAGAUCAUGAUGCAGAAAGAUUUGGAGAACAUCACCUCAAAAGAGAUACGCACGGAGCUGGAGAUGCAGAUGGUGUGUAACCUGCGGGAGUUCAAGGAAUUCAUUGACAAUGAAAUGAUAGUGAUCCUGGGGCAGAUGGACAGCCCCACACAGAUAUUUGAUCAUGUCUUUUUGGGCUCAGAAUGGAAUGCCUCCAAUUUGGAAGAUUUGCAGAACAGAGGGGUACGGUACAUUUUGAAUGUGACUCGAGAAAUAGACAAUUUCUUCCCUGGGCUCUUUGAAUAUCACAAUAUCAGGGUAUAUGAUGAAGAAGCUACAGAUCUUCUGGCUUACUGGAAUGAUACCUACAAAUUCAUCUCCAAGGCAAAGAAAAAUGGUUCUAAGUGCCUGGUGCACUGCAAGAUGGGGGUGAGCCGCUCAGCAUCCACAGUGAUUGCCUAUGCCAUGAAGGAAUAUGGCUGGAACCUGGACAGGGCCUACGACUACGUGAAGGAGCGGCGCACCGUCACCAAGCCCAACCCCAGCUUCAUGCGGCAGCUGGAGGAGUACCAAGGGAUCCUGCUGGCCAGCAAGCAGCGGCACAACAAACUGUGGCGCUCGCACUCGGACAGCGACCUCUCGGAUCACCACGAGCCCAUCUGCAAGGCUGGGCUGGAGCUGAACAAAAAGGAGAUCACCACCUCAGCUGACCAGAUCUCAGAGGCCAAGACCAAUGACAACCAGCAGCCCAUGUCUCCCAUCUACUCAGCUGAGCUGGACAAGGAGCAGCAGCUCCCAGAGGACACAAACAUGAUCGAGGAUGUGUGUGUGAAGGAGAGAAGGAUCCACUUAGAGUUUACUUGCAGAGACUUCCACACUGAGCAGAUGGAGGACAAGCUGAACCUGAACAAUAUCAAUGGCUGUACAGCAGGGUGUUGUGUAGACUCUGUCCCCCCUGACAACUGCCGUGCUUCCGAGGCCUUAAUGCAGCUCCAGCACCCCUUGGAAAUAACAGAGUUUCCUGAUCUGACAGUGGAUGAUCUAGAAAAAGAUGCCCUUAAGCCUGAUAUGAACGUGCACUUGGUUCCCAUGGAAGAAUUCACUUCAUGCUUAAAAGACUUCCCCCAAUCCCCAAACCAGAAUUCCCUAGGCCUCCAACAGAACCCUCAGCCCGAAGUGACAGACCUCAGCACAGACAGGAUUGAUUUCUUCAGCGCUUUGGAGAAAUUUGUGGAGCUCUCCCAGGAGAGCCGGUCACGAACCUGCUCCCAUUCCAGGCCAGAGGAGCAAGGGACUGGGAGGAAUGGGGUCUCCAGGGUGCCCGUGCUGGAAGUGCCACCUGCUGCAGAUGGGGGUGCAGAUGCUCGGAGGAGCAGCCCUGGAAACUCUCCUCAGCCCUCCGAUGACUCUUCCACAGAUGAAGAGCAACAAAAGGAGGUCCCUGAGCUGCCUGGUGCAGGUCAUCUCACGAGAUCCCACUCGGAAAAUGCCAUUUCUGUGAAGGAAAUUAUCACAGAGAUUGAGUCAAUCAACCAGGGAGCAGGACCUGCCCAGCAGAAAGAGGGUUCAGCCAACCUCAGCCAGACACCAAAGAGGAACACGGUGCAUGACCUGCCAGUGGAGGUGAUUUGGGCAUCAGAAAAGUUGGAACAGAGUGAAGGAGCCUGUGCUGGACAGCAGGAGAAGGAGAAGGACCCUCUGCCAACUGAGCAGGAAGAAGCCCCAUCUCUGCAGCUGGCUUCUGGUAGAUCAGACCUGGAGGAAAGCAGCUCUGGUGGGGAGCAGCAGGAGCCUCGCGGCUCCACCAAGCCCGAGCCCAAGUGGUGCCCCGGCUCCGUCCGGCGAGCCACGCUGGAGUUCGAGGAGCGCUUGAGGCAGGAGCAGGAGCACCAGCACACGGCCCCAGCCUGCGCGUUACCCACCCGCAAGAACUCCAGGAACGACUCUGCUGCUGCUGCCGAGCUCCUGCCGCGGGGGAAGAGCGAGGAGCCGCCCCCGGAGCGGGACAGGGCGCAGGGUCCGGGCGCUGGGGAGCCGCCGCUGCCUCCCGGGACAGAGCAGCCUGCGGGCAGACAGCUGCCUGCACCCCUCGGGCCCCCUGCCCAGGAGCCCCUGCCCGCAGAGCCCGGCCCGGGGCAGGAGGGAGCGGCACAGGAGCGCAGGACAGUGGUCUCGUUUGAUGGGAUGGAGGAGCCAUCCCUGCCCUCCCUCCUCCCAAAGAGAAUCGAAAUCAUCGAAUACACCCUCACGGUCAAGCCUGCAGAGCAGCCCCCCAGUACAAGCUGUGAGCAGGGCGGGCUGGCUGCGGCCACCCCGUCUUUGGAUGAAAACUUGAACCCCUCGAUGUGCUUGGAGAAGGCUCUGGUGGAUCCCUUGACCCCAGAGCACGCGGUACACAAGCAGGCUGCCUUUGCCGUGGGCAGCCCCGGCGAGGAAGGCAGUGGGAUAUCUGCUCACCUCCCUGCUGCUUCUCCCUCUGCCCAGGUGACCUGUCCACCUUCAGCCAGCCUCGAGCGCUCUCCUUACCCCUGCAUCAUCCACCUGGAAGGUGUCACCGAGCAGAGCACGGCUACAGAGGAUGAGCCGGUCACGCCGUGUGGCACCAAGGGAGAUGGGACUCUGCUGUUCAGGGACGGUCCCAAACCUCCCUGCGGGGGCAGUGCUGGCAUCUCGAGGCAGCUGAGCAGCGAGGACUCCACCAGGCAGCGUGCUGAAAACAUGGACCUUCUGGACAUCUCGUUCCUGUGUUACAGCCUGCCUCACAGCUCCAGCAGCCUCAGCGUGGAGGAGCGCUCCAGCAGCCCCGGGCCGGUCAAGCAGCAGGCGAAGGAAAUCGAGGCUCGGAUCCGGCACGCGGGGCUCACCAGACCAUCCCACAUGAAGCGCUCGGCAUCCCUGGCCAAACUGGACUGCCUGGAGCUCUCCAAGGACGACUUACACGACAGGGAGUCGGCCUCUUGCAAUGCCAACCCGGUGCUUCUCACCUGCGUUGCCCUCGGUCGAGGCUUUUGUGGGGGGAGGUUGGAGAGGGGCUCGGAGAGCGCGUGUGGGAAGCAUCGCCUGUCCUCCCCAGAGCCCACAAAGCAUUUUGUGGAGCAGCUCAGAACAGCCGAGUGCAUUGCCCAGAGCAUGCCGGUGGAGAGGCCGCUGGCUCAGUACGCCAAAGAGUGCAGCUCCAGCCAGCAGAGUUUGUGUUCCAGUGCAGAUCCCACAUGGACUAGCUCCGGGGAGCGCCCUCCGCUGCUCCAGGUGCAGGUCCUGGACUCCUUGUCUCCAUCUCAAGCUCUGGCUGUUGCCCCACGGCAGCAGCACGGGAGAACUCACCCUCUGAGGAGGCUCAAAAAGACCAAUGACAAAAAGCGGACAACCAAUCCCCUCUACAACACGAUGUGAUCCUGGGCCCUUGGCUGUGAUUUCUUACCCAGAACCCGUGGUGUUGCUUUCACGCAAGGGGCAGGUGUAAUAUAAGGAACAUGCACUUUAUUGGUUAAUUUUAUAUAUAUUGUCAUUUUACUGUUCCUGGCGCAUGUAGGUGUGGGUUGGUUCUUCUGUGUGUGACUCUGACUGCAGGACUGUUUGGGUUUUUUUUAAGUUUAACUCAGAUAACCUCAAAUGUUCUUUUUUUUUGUUGUUGAUAGUUUGUUUUAAAAGAACACCUUUAUCAUGAGAAAAUUGAUGUUGGCUUGCUUUGGCAAGGUGGAGUUUGGAGUUUUGAACCAGAUCCUAGUUCCUAACUUGAAUUUUCCCCAUGCCUUGAAAUGGUGCUGGGCAGUUGGUGGGGUGAGAGCCCCUGUAAAUGUGAAGGUUGUGCCAAGGUCCCUUUGUUUGGCCUUUCUUUUAUUCUGCAAACUGGAACUCCACCAUGCUGGCAGAUCCCUCACAAAGCUGCUUCAGGACAAACACCCUGGGCUUAGUUCAGCUCGUGCUUCCCUAUAAGGAGCACACAGGGGUAAAUCUUCCCAAUGGAUGGGCUCCAAUAAUCCUGGGCAGCACCAAGACCAGCUCUCCCAUCUGCCAUGGGGCACACAGAGCUCUCUGCUCUGUGCUGAGGUGGGACAGAGCUCCUCCAGGAGCCACAUUCACCUCUAGCCCCAAAGCCAGUGUUCUUUUAAAACAAACGCCUCAUUAGGGUUUUAACCCUCCCAUUACUUGAAUACUGCUGUGGGCCUUCCAAGUUCAUGGCCAUAUCAUCUGUCCUCUGCCCCAAAGCUGUUUGUGUGCUGCCUGAGUUUUCCUCUCCCCCCUGCCAUGCUCACGGGUGUUUCUGGUGGCUCCCAAAACUUGAGCUAUUUUGUUACAUGACAUACUGCCCUUAAUGCAUAGCUUUGUCCUCUCUGCUGUCACUCCUAACUCUAGACCCAGAGGGAAAAUAUUUUCUGGAAGUUUUUUCUUUUUUUUUUUUCAUUAUUUUUUGCCUAAAUUGUAUAUAUGAUAUUUAUAUGAAUUUUUUUUGUCUUUUCUAUGUUUUUUUUUUUUUAAAGAAGGGCAAGACUGCAUUCUGUAAACUGGAAAACAAACCCACGUUACUCCAACUCAGUGCUGUUCUUUGUGAUCUGCACAGACAUGGGAGUGGAUUUGACAUUAUAAGCUGUCUUCCCUUUCCAAAAGUGAGCCUGGAUGCCAAAUGUGUCCCUUCUCUUCCAGUCCUGUGUGAACCCUCGUUGUCCCACUGUGGGAGGGGCACUGUGUGUCUGCCCAUCUCCUUCCUGCUGGAAGCUGGGUUCCAGGGGUACCAGUUGGACAUGGAAAGCCAUUCUGCAGGUUCUUGCUUCCCUGGAGAAACUCUGUGUGAAGGCUCUGCUCCAAAUUUCAGCAAAUUAUUUCGUGGUUUCUGAGCAGUUUGGCUAAAUCAAAGCUCCUCAUUUCCAGCUGUGUGCAUCAGCAAGUUGAUCCUGUGCUGCAGAGCAGAGGGAAAGGCCAAGGGGAGCUCUGGGUCCUGUCCACAGUCCCGUGGCAGGUCCUGCUGCUUGGCUGGGGCCCAGACCUGCCCUCUGGGGAGGAGCAAAGCAAAGAGAAGAUGCAGAAUGGCUCAGGCUGCUCAAGCCCAGCAUGGAGAGGACAUGGUGUGGGAGGAGCAGCAGCCAAGCCCGUGCCUAGAAAGCAGCCCUAAAGCUGCAGAGCCUUGCGGGCUCAGAUGGGACAAGCCCCCCUUGAGCUGGAGAGGAGCACACUGGAGCGUGCUGGAGUAUUGGGAAGCAGCAUCUGCCUGCCCUGGGGAAGGGGUGUGGGGUAUCCUCAGCCCACAGCUGGCUGGCAGGGUAAUGCCACCUUGCUGCCCUCCUGUAGCCCUCAGGACCCUCCUGUGCUGCCUUGCAGCCUGGGCAAGGUCUGUGAGUCUGUCUGUGCUCCAGCAGCCGUGAGCACUGUCCCUCCCUUUCCUCAGCUCUGGCAGGGGGCUGUUACCCUGCUGGAGCACAGCCCUGUCCUGGGUCAAUCAGCACGUCUUCCCAGGCCAUUUCAGUCGCUAGAAGUCACCCAGCCCCUGGCCCAGGAGGCCAGAUAUUUCUCUGGGACACUGAAAGACAUGUGGCUUCUCCUAGCCCGCUCCAGCUGGCUCCGGAGCAGGGCAGGCACUGUGGAAAGGCCAAGUGGCUCAUGUCAUCUGGAGAAGGACAGGUUCAGUCCCUGCCUCCCCCACAAGCUUCACCAGGCCCCACUGCCCACCAUUCUAACCCCAAGGACAUUCCUGCCUGCCCCUCCAGGGGUGGAAGGGACUGCUUGCCACCAGCCUGCCUUGCAUUGGAGGGCGUGUGCUUGGCUGGCAGCAUGUCCUGGUGACAGGAUCUGCUCAGGAGGGAAAAGCCCUGUGUAGAAUUUUUUCCCUUGAGAAGGCAGGAGGAGGAAAAGGAUCAGAUUUCUUUGCCCAGCUUGAUCUCAGGAGAAAUGCCCUCUGGGAAGGGUCUUCAAUGCAGGCCAGAAAUGCUGCUUCCUUCCAAUACUCGGCUGCUCUGCGGGUGCUUCAGCUGGGGAGAGCAGCAGAGGGGCAGAGGCCCCUGCAGGGAGGUGCUUUGCUGUCCCCUUGUCCUUGGCUCUGGCCCAGCACAACUGGUUUUUCUCUGAGGAGGCUGUGGGCAGGCAGAGGGAGUUGGGGAAGGUGAUUCUCUUGCAGAGUGAUGAAGGCCUUGAAGGUCUGGAGGCUCUGAGCAGGAUGGCAGGAAGGGGAUGGACUGGGGGGAUGGACCUCCUUUUCCAGUGUCUGGGCAAUGAAGCCACCAAGCCCCUGGCAUCAGAGGUCUCUGCUGGGGACAAUUGUCCCUUUUCCAUGCUGGUGGCUCGUGGGAGGUGAUGAAUCUCUCCUGGUUCCUGUAGCCACCCCACAAGAGCUUCUUGUGGCCUGCUGAGCACCCCAGGGAGCAGCAGCACCUGCAGGGUGCUCAGCAGCUGACAAGCCUCGCGGGUAGAAGGGGUUUGGGAGAAACGUGUUUGUUUUAAGGGCAUUUUUGUACAAAGCAACUGUUCUUUGGUCUCUGGCGAAGCCUCUCGGAGGACGCUUUAUUGUUUACAUGACUCCUGUACAAUAUCCCAGCCAUCGCUGCCCCGUCCCGGCCGUACUGUAACGUGUGAGCCUUGCACAGACGGACUGCGUGUGCGUGAAACUGGUUUUACACUGCGUUCUGUUGCACUCGGUGGUGUGUGUGGGUGCUGUGUGCGUGUUCGAGCGUGUGUCCGGUCUGCUUGAGGAGUUGUGACCUGUACAAAUCUCUCCCCUCUCGGCCCUUUCCUGGGGGCACAGUCCCAGCGGGUGGCAGGAGGUGACGCCCUUCUGGGUCACUGGGGUGUUCAGGCUGAGCAGGGAUUAGCUCAGUGUCCCUCUGCCAGCCAAGGCCUGGUGGAAGGGAUCCUGCCUCACCGCCGGCUGCUCGGGGACCUCCUGGGAGCCCCGAGUGGCCGCAGGGGCCCUGCACCUGCAGGAGACUCACAGCUCCCUGGCAGGAGGAAGCCAUACCCACCACAGGGCCCUGCUCCCCGCACGGCGCGUCCUGCCUUAAUUUGGUCCUGGCUCCACACAAACUCCCCCGGUUCUCCCCCGGGGAGGGGCCCCGGGCCCUUGGUGUGGGGCAGAGGCAGGGGCUGGCCUGGCGCGGGGGGCCCGGGCUGGUGCAGGGCUCGGUGCCUGUCCAGCAGUGCUGCCAGAGGUGCUAACAGCCCGCCCACGCUGCAGACAUCUCUGUUGGCACGAGAGAAGGUGCCAGUGCCUUUUAUUUUCCUUUCUGGAGAUGUGACGUCCGUGCGCUGGUUUGUAGGGAUUGUCCAGGGCCGAGCAGCUGGCGGUGGGGUUGUGAAUCAGGGAGGGGAGCGCUUCUGUCUGCCCCUCCUGCAUCUUCCUUGGUGGCUGGGAUCGUCCCCUUUCCCCCUAAAGACUUUAUGACCGAUGUGCUCAGCUGUUUUUAAAUGUGAACUUGUGCACUGACGUGCAGAUUCAAUGUUCUUGUUACCGAAUGAAUAAAAGUUUUAUUUUGAAGAUGACAAGGGUGUGUGGCUUCCUGUUUGGGGUCGGUGCUGGGGGUGAGGGAGUGAUCUGUGCUGCUCUCAGAGCACGGAGUGGCAGUGCUCUGGAAAGCCAGAGCAGGGUUGUUCCCUCUCGUGGAUGGUCCUGUCCUGUCCCAAGCGAUGGGGCCAUGCUUCCAAGCAAGAGGUA